AUGAACAGUAAUUCAAAGCAUUAUUAUUGUCCCGAAUGUGACCAACAAUUAAACGAUAAUUCAAGAUGGUGUAAAUCAUGUCAACAAAGACAUUUUGAAGAAAAUUUUGAUAAUUGGACAUCUGGUGAUAAUGAUAUAGAUGAAUUUAUUAAAGAAACUCAAAUGAAAGCCGAUGAUGCUGAUCAAUAUUUAGAAUGGAUUCCUUUUUCUGCUUUUAUUAAUGUUACUAAAUCUGAUAUUUCUGAAGCUGGUUCUUUAUUUACUGCUAAUUGGGUUAGAG
Messenger RNA from Dentiscutata erythropus, 280 nucleotides. Lineage: Eukaryota; Fungi; Glomeromycota; Glomeromycetes; Diversisporales; Gigasporaceae. The record is from the annotation of a GenBank genome assembly.